CCGAGCCUUUACGCGCCUCAGUCUGCCACUAUGCUUCGUGUGUGCAGGGCGGCGUCGGUGGUGGUGGUGGUGAUGGUUGUGGUGGCUCUCGUGGGGGGCGUACAGGCGGAGGUGGGUGGUGGUGAGGGUGGUGUGGCCCGGCGGCGUGGUUCGACUCUCCCUUUCACCACCACCACCACCACCACGGAGGGUCAGGACGAGGAGGGUCAAGAGGUGAAGUUGCUAGUGCCUGACCUCGCCCGCGUAGACAGUGACCUCCUGAAGCAGUCCCUGGCGGAUGAGUUUUUGACCCUCUGGUACAUCUACGUCCUGGCCGACCCCGUGACCACUUCCAACGAGCCAUGGACGCUUCUAAUCCCACGCAACAAGGGGCUGCCACUGGGGGGAGGGUUCCUUACUGACAAGACAGCCACCGUGGACGCCCUGCUCAACCACGUGGUGCUGGGCAAGGUGCUGCGGCCCCCCUCUGCGGCGACUGCGGCGGGAGGGGGGGCGACCGCGACGACUCUGAAGGGGACGCCGGUUGUGUUUUCCACGGACGAAGAAAGCUUCGUCACAGUCAACGGCAUCAGACUCACGGGCGAGGAACACAAAUUUAAAAACGGCGUCAUCUACAUACUCGAAUCGGCUCUUCCUUCCCCCUCCCCUACCUCCUCCUCCUCUUCCUCCCCCUCCCCCCUCAGCACCAGACUUGAGGAAGGGGAAGAGGAGGAAGCGGUGCCGUUGGAGGGGCUGAGUGGUGAUGAGCCAGUGGUGGUGAAGAAGGAAGGUGGUGAUGAUGGGGGUGUUGGCAAGACUGACACCACAACCAGACUGCCGCCUCUAACACACAGGUUCGCCACGUUCAAGCCCCGCCGCCGCCCCGCCGCCCCUGCUGCCGCCCCGCUCCGCCCCGCGCUCCGUCGGAAGGCCGUGAUUCAACCUGUCUUGGGCGAGGAGCCGCUUGGACCCGCCGACGCAGACCCCCUCGAGGCUGAGUUCACUUCUGCAGGCUCAGGGUCAGGGGGUCUAUUCGAGGAGGUGGACCUGGGGCUGGUGGAGGGGUCUGCCGCGCCGCCCUCCUCAGCAGCCGCGCGGGAAAACGACCCCUUCCUGCCUUCCUUCCUCGGCACUCUCCAGGCCUCCUCCGCCUUCACCGCCGCCGAGUUCCUGCACCACUUUAGAGACGCGAACAUCACCAACAAGUUCAGAGACACCGGCCGCUACACUGCUCUGGUUCCACACGACGCCGCCUUCUACAGCUACUACCCUAUCGACUGGGGCUUCAACCCGUUCCUGGUGCACAACUUCACCCAGGAUGUUCUUCUCAACCACUUCGUCCGCGGCAACAUCGCCCUCGACACCCUUCCCGCCUUGGCCGAGCUGACGACCGUUGGAGGACGCACCAUCAAGUUUACCAGGAGAGGAGGCAAGCUGCUGGCCAAUGGGGUGGCGGUGUCCACUGAGUCUGAGCAGGAGGUGUCGAGGGGACGGAUCUUCUUCAUUGACGAACUGCUUUUUGUGGACUACGACAGGGUGUUCGAGCUGCAGAGUCAGUACGGGGACUUGGAGACGGCACCUCUGCUUGGCAAUCCAUGGCCCUCCUCACAGUUCCUCUCCCACCUCCUUGGCUGGCUGGAGGAGCAACCCAAGACGUCCUACUUUGCUGAAUACCUCAACCUCACCAACCUGGCCUACCUGGUGCCUGGACACGAUGAGGACCUGGAGCCCCUCAAGUACACAGCAUUCAUCCCCAUUGAUGAGGCCAUGGCUGCCUUCCUCGACGCCAACGGCCCAGACCCUUUCAUGGUGGAGGAGGCACUAAGGGACUACCUCGUCCUCGGCCACCUGGUCUCUGGACGUCUCUACCCAGAUGACCUCAAAGCUGCGACCACCCUCACGACCCUCGCCAACACGACCUUGACUGUUACUGUUACUCCAGAGGGUGAGGUGGAGGUGGAUGGCGUGCGAGUGCUCACCCCUCACACCUUCCUCUACAACCUGGGCAAUGUGUACCUGCUGGACGGCCUGCUUGGGGUCACCGACGGGGACAUCGUGCGCUCCGUCAACGAGUUCCCACACUUGGGCGGCGGAAGCGACGCCACAAGACCAGAACUGAUCCCUGUGGAGAAGGACCGAGCCACCAGCCCCGCCCCAACCACCCUGGAGCAGCCCCCAGCCCCACCGCCAACCACAACCACCACCACUACAACAACCACCACCACUACCCCUGCCCCACCCACCAGAACCACCACCACCUCCACCACCACCCCACGUCCCCUGCGCCUCACAACUUCUCCCCGCCGCCACCGCCCCCGCCCUUCACCCACAACGCCCAGGAUCCGAUUUGAGACCCGCACGGAGAUCAGCAUAUCAAAGAGAGUCAACGAUGGAGCGCUAGAGACAGUAGAUGACUUUUCCAGUUGAGGGACUCACUGGGCCAAGGGAAGGGAUCUUUUGAGGGACUGAGGGGGGAUAGAGCUAGAGAGAAAGUACAGUGUCAAGUUAUUGCCACAGACAGUCAUAGGGUAUUCAGCAUCUUGGAAAGUCUCUGAUGGCUACUAGGCACUGGCUCUGCUAGGGGUGUUGCUGCUCACACAAGCUCCUGCUCCCUCAAGAAAGUCUUUGCAAGUUGCAUUAGAGAAAACUUUCCCUGAUGUUGAUUAACCUGCGUAUGAGAAAUUCCCAACUGUUAGAUAUGUUUUGUAUAACUUUUGAUACCACAAGGGAGUUUUCUAGAGAGGGAGAGAAAGAAAGUAUUGCUAGAGGGAGAAGGAAGAAUAGUAAAUAAUUAUAGAAUGGAUGUACAGCUGCUGAGAACACCAGAUAUAUAGUCUACUUUGUACAAAGUUAUUUUGUUGUUCUUCAGUGAUGUUUCAUGCAUGUUAUCACCAGAGCUGCUACACCUCAUGACUACUAUUACUACCACUGCUAUCAUUACUACUACUCCUCACAUCAGGUUAUUCCAGAUACAAAUGCAUAUAAUCAUGUAACUGGUGUUCUCUGGGCAGACUCGGAUGAAUGGUGGAGGCUUGGGGUGCAAGGAGUCUGGCCUGUGCACAGAUCCUCGCCAUAACUGUGCACAGGCUGGACGGCUGUGUCCCGGAGAUGGCUGACGAAAGCAUUGUGGUGAGGCAACAGUGUGGAACCAAGGAAUGCCCACUCCAGGGGUGGGGGGAUGGGGGGAGGGGAGGGGUUGGGUGACACCUGGACCAAGGUUUCCUGUCUACAGUUAUUGAGAGGCCGUGGCUGCAGCAAGGCGGCGCCACCCAUCCAAUUAACAAGUAUAUUCCAUGUAUCCAGUUUCCCUGUAUUACUGUUGAUUCCAGGUGACUGUCUGCCCAUCAGUCAGAUAGUACAAGGCCUGUGUUAUACACAGGGGUUUAUAUAAUAAAAUUACAUGUGUA
This is a messenger RNA of Eriocheir sinensis (Chinese mitten crab), 3386 nucleotides long. RefSeq lists its product as uncharacterized. Bases 31 to 2406 code for a protein of 791 amino acids. The record is from RefSeq and is a predicted model, not a curated record. Gene Ontology annotation, molecular function: cell adhesion molecule binding. Lineage: Eukaryota; Metazoa; Arthropoda; Malacostraca; Decapoda; Varunidae. Gene Ontology annotation, cellular component: extracellular matrix. Gene Ontology annotation, biological process: cell adhesion; extracellular matrix organization. The transcript is spliced from 11 exons.